This is a messenger RNA of Monoraphidium neglectum, 738 nucleotides long. RefSeq lists its product as hypothetical. Bases 1 to 738 code for a protein of 245 amino acids. The record is from RefSeq and is a predicted model, not a curated record. The transcript is spliced from 5 exons. Lineage: Eukaryota; Viridiplantae; Chlorophyta; Chlorophyceae; Sphaeropleales; Selenastraceae.
AUGUACCCCCAGACGCUGCCGCCGUCGUACGUAAGGUUCAUCCGCAAGCAGGGCGCCAAGGAGCUUUAUGUCUAUCAAGGGAUACAGGCGCUCGCCGGCACGCCCUACGAGCACUGCGACGGCAGCGUGCCCUGCCGCUUCUUCCACCCAGGCCAGACCUGCGCGCAGCACGCGGUGUCGAUCCUGCCCCUGAACUACGAGCGCGCGCUGCGCGUGUACCUGCCUGUGUACGUGUUGCCCAUGCUGCUGGUGCACCGGCAGCAGCUGCUCAAGCAGCCGAGGCCCAUCCUCAACAAGGCCGCGUACGGCGUGGCGAGGUCGAGCCUGUUCCUCUCGCUGUGCAUCUGCGCGGCGUUUGGUGGUGCAUGCGCGGGCCACCGCAUCCUGGGCUACACGGGGCCCAGCGUCCUCGCGCUCAGCACAUGGGUGGGAGGCCUGGCGCUGCUGGUGGAGAAGAAGAGCCGCCGCAUGGAGCUGGCGCUGUACGUCUUCUCCAGGUCCAUAGAGUCCUUCGCGCGCUGCGUCGUGGAGUGGGGCUGGCUGCGCCCCCGCGCCUUCCCCGCGCGCAUGGACGUCGCGCUCUUCGCCGCCGGCUGCGGCGCCAUCAUGCACUGCUACUCCGACGGCAACGGGCGCUUCAGGGACUGCUUCCGGUCAAAGUACCGCAACCUGCUGGACUUUGUGUUCGGCAGCGACGGUGAGCGCGGCCGCGCCGCCACGGCUGCGCACAACCACUGA